Molecule: messenger RNA, 1764 nt
Organism: Vidua macroura (Pin-tailed whydah)
Lineage: Eukaryota; Metazoa; Chordata; Aves; Passeriformes; Viduidae
Gene: GTF2B
Product: general transcription factor IIB
Exons: 7
Coding region: 755-1705 (316 amino acids)
Biological process (GO): transcription preinitiation complex assembly; transcription initiation at RNA polymerase II promoter
Cellular component (GO): transcription preinitiation complex; nucleus
Molecular function (GO): TBP-class protein binding; RNA polymerase II general transcription initiation factor activity
Source: RefSeq, a predicted model, not a curated record
GUGCUGAAGGGCUUUGGUCUUGCUAAGACCAGUUUUUGUGGUUUCUCCUCCUCUUAGGCCUGACGCUCUCUGCCAAACCGGAUGCGAGGGGCAGAGACAGAAGGGGAGCUGAUCACACCACGCAGGUGUGCGGCGAACAAGGGAAGCCCCCAGGCACCUGCGGGCUUUGUGUUUGCUGCAGUGAGCCCGGGCGGGUGAGCACGGCCUGUUUGCCGAGGGCAUCCGAGUCACAGCCGGCCCGACACCGGCGGGUCCUGCCCAGAGAGGCGUCCGCUUCUCCUCGUCCAUCCUCAGCCCAGUAAACCACAACAGCUGUGGCAGGCGAUGGCAGCAAGGAGGAACUAAACUUCCCUUCCCCUUUCUGGGAAUUGGUGUCUGCUUAGUUUCAGACUAAGAGAACGCGUUGUACCCCAUGUACUUCUGCGCAACCUUGGGGCAGUUUUGCUCACGCUUGUCUUCUGUGUGAAUUCACCAAACUGCCGGAGCGUGCACAAGGGCGGCUGAGCCACGCCCCGGGGCCGGCACGGUGGGCUUUGUGCGGGGGGGUCUGCGGGCUGCGGCCCGAGCCGAGGGGAACGUUCCAGCCCACGCCCUGCGGGCCCGCAGCCGCACGGGCCCGGGCCGGCCCCGCGCGUGCGCCCGCCCCUUCGCGGCACCCGUAGGAGCGCUCGGCGGCCCCGCCCGCCGCUCUCGGGAUUUAAUUACAGGGGCCACUCGGCCGCGCGAUCUCCGGCACCGCUGCAGCUCCGCCGACAUGGCGUCCACCAGCCGUUUGGAUGUACUUCCGAGGGUGACUUGCCCAAAUCAUCCAGAUUCCAUUUUAGUGGAGGAUUACAGAGCUGGUGAUAUGAUUUGUUCUGAGUGUGGGCUAGUAGUAGGUGACCGGGUCAUAGACGUGGGGUCGGAGUGGAGAACGUUCAGCAAUGACAAAGCAACCAAGGACCCAUCUCGAGUCGGGGAUACCCAGAAUCCUUUGCUCAGUGAUGGCGACUUGAGUACAAUGAUUGGCAAGGGCACAGGUGCAGCAAGUUUUGAUGAAUUUGGGAAUUCAAAGUACCAAAAUCGCAGAACUAUGAGCAGCUCUGAUCGUGCGAUGAUGAAUGCUUUUAAAGAAAUUACAAACAUGGCAGACAGAAUCAACCUCCCUAGAAAUAUAGUUGAUCGAACAAAUAAUUUAUUCAAGCAAGUGUAUGAGCAAAAGAGCCUGAAGGGGAGAAGUAAUGAUGCUAUUGCUUCUGCUUGUCUCUACAUAGCCUGUAGGCAAGAGGGCGUUCCAAGAACAUUUAAAGAAAUAUGUGCAGUGUCCAGGAUUUCAAAGAAAGAAAUAGGCCGGUGUUUUAAACUUAUUUUGAAAGCUCUGGAAACCAGUGUUGAUUUGAUUACAACUGGAGACUUCAUGUCACGAUUCUGUUCUAAUCUGGGUCUUCCCAAACAAGUACAAAUGGCAGCAACACAUAUUGCCCGUAAAGCUGUGGAAUUAGACUUGGUUCCUGGGAGAAGCCCUAUCUCUGUAGCAGCUGCAGCUAUUUAUAUGGCAUCACAGGCUUCUUCAGAGAAAAGGACACAAAAAGAAAUUGGUGAUAUUGCUGGUGUGGCCGAUGUUACGAUUAGACAGUCAUACAGGCUGAUCUAUCCUCGAGCUCCAGAUCUUUUCCCAGCAGACUUCAAGUUUGAUACCCCAGUAGACAAACUACCACAACUGUGAGAUGGCAGAGGGUUAAUUUCUAUUAACCCAACCCCCCCAAAAAAAACAACAAAAACAAA